UGUAAAGCUUUAUUUUGAAUGGGACUCCAAACAUGACUUUUUCCACAUCUGUUUCAGGAAAUACAGAUGUCAUGAAUUUCAAGCGCUCCAUUUUAUCGGCACUUCAAACGAAUUUGGUGCGUGACAAAGAAAAUGUCAUAGAGACAGACGUGAUGGGGACACAUAAUUCUCACUACAAGUCAACAGAGCUGCAGUUUGGAGAAAUGGAAAUCAAGAAGCAUGUUUCUUCCAAGGAAGUCAACGUCGACAAUAGCACUGACGUGGACACCGACGAAGUGGACAACGAGACAGAUGAAGUCCAGCAUGUUAAUGGAGGUAUACUGACCAGCGUCUCAGGGCACGUGCAGGUGUUUGACAGACCAGCUGAGCAGUGUCUGGUGUUUACCAAAGAUGGACUGUAUUGAGGAAAAAGUUCGACGGAGAGGAUAAGUUAAGUCGAGCUGUGGCGAACUUCAUAAAGGAUCCAUCAGCUCUGUCAAAAUUGGACGAAGUGAACGAAAUUCUGUCGCUAGAAAAUGAGCUUGGGAUGCCACACAACACUGCAACCUCUGCAGCCGCCAACAAACCGCCCUUGGUUAAGCAACUGCUACAAGCAACAAAAGAGAUUGUUACCAAGUGCUCGACACAUUGGGAAAUAUGCAAAGAUAUACUGGAUCUUUACAUCACUGCAGGCGGCAAAGAAGUCGAAAAGACGCUGUCAGAUCUGGUCCAGUCUCACCCCCUUUCUGCCGACCAAAAACAGGAACUGGUUCAGAAGAUGUCCUUUAUUGCCAAACCUACAAACCACAUCCUGACCACAGUUAAGACACUCUGGAACACGGUGUCCGCUCAAGGUGAUCCAUCCCAAAGUCACGUCAUACUUACCCUCGGCUCCCUCGCCUCGAAGGAAACUACCACCACUGGUUUCCGAUCAGAAUUGGUGGAUCUUCUUCGACGCCAUCUCCAAUCAGGCGACAAAAAUAACAACACGGAGCAAAUCAGUGACGCUCUUGAGGCUAUAGGUAACUUUGGAGACAACAGACUUACACUGGAUGUAUUGACAAUUGCUAAAAAGAGAGGACAACUGGAAGAGAUAGAGAUAGGCUGUAUCCACGCUCUGAGAAGAAACGUCCACGUUGAGUCAGUUCAGAAAUGGCUAGUUGAUUUGCUGACCCGUCAAACAUCUAGCUGUGAAUUACUUGAAGCUGCCGUGGUGACCAUCAACGAUGAACUUGCCUACAGAAAGAUACUGGAUACCAAAAAUAAGGAAUGGCCCAAUGCAGGUCACACAGACGUGGAUAGAAUUCUUCUCGAUGUACUUCUCAUGGCAGAUAUAAGAUACGAGUGCGCAUUUUCAGAUAUAAAGCAGUAUUUCCGACUUAAAGGUGUACCGAUUGGUAAACACAUUGAAAUUUACGAGACAGUGAAUUCCACGCGCACCAAGAGAAGAGUUGACCAUGUUGGCUGCAGUUCUUGGGGCACCUACGGCUCACGCUAUUCUGAAUUGUUAAGUUCUAGUCAGUUCUCAAAUGAUAACUCCUUGUUCCCAAACAACAAGCACUGUCUUUCCCACAUCAGUUACGGUCCUUCGAAAGUUAACGUCUAUGUCAAGUCCGGCGUCUUUGCUGGUAAAGAUGAAGUUCGAAGACACUGUAAAGUGUACGGCAAGGCAGUAGCUAAACUCAAAGUCUUCUCCAGGAGCCUCACACUCGCAACCGCAGAAGUGUAUCGUAUCAAGACUAGCAGCAGUAGAACAAGGGUCUAUCUCAAUUUCUAUGGGAAGACUGUGGUGAACAUUUACCAGUCCGGCCCGCUGUACAAAAACUACCCCAUUUACAGACCAUCGCCAAAAACCGUCACCUUGUUCCAGAUUUAUGUCUUAGUCGCCAAGAUCUCUGUAACCAUUACCUUGGCUCCAAGUGUGGACUUCAAUGUAAGGGCAGGGUUCUGUUCUCGUUCAACAGAUCCUUGUUCCCACUGUCUGACGGUGACCCUCAAAGCAGGUCUUCGUAUUUCUGGUGGUGCUUCUGCUAAUUUGCUUGCACUGGUUCGCGGCGGGAUUGAUGUCGACGUCACUCUCAAUUACUCUCAAUUACCUAGUUGAAGGAGAAGGGAAGCUCUACCCUGGGGUUUGUUUCUCGUUCUACCACGGACACGGCCCCAUGAGCAUUGACAUCCAAGCUUGGUAUCAAAUACGAUCUAAGUUUAAAAUAAGAAGCUUGUGGAUCUGGAAGUGGCUAUGGACCUGGGGAAGCAGGGAGACGUGGAGGCCAUCAUCGCUGUCUUAGAGCCUCGGAAGAUCCAGUAGAAGACGUAUUGCGGGCACAUGCUAGUCAUGGCUGUUACAUGAAUUACACAAAAGUUCUUGACUUAGUGCCAAGAUAUUUUACGUGUGCAUUCGCGUUCUUGUACGUGUACAUGAGUGUUCAUGCGUGCACUCGCAUGCAUAUGCGUUAUUUACAUAGAAUCUAAAUAAGAAGUCGGUCGCAGAUUGUUUCUAUGCAGCUUAGAUAUAGGUCAGAAACCACUAAAUUAUUUCUUACUGACGACCACACUAAGAAAUACUUGCAAACUGUUUGGUAAAACAUUUCCUAUCCCCAAGGACAGCAGACUUAACUCCCAAUGGCACAAAAAAUACUGUUGACAAGGUUCUUUCCUUACACCUGAACACAUGCACUCUGUUGUUUGUAAACAAACCACUGCACCGCUCAGUGUCAGUAGCUCCCUCUGUCAGAGGUCUCACACUGCACGACACCUGUGCUUGGUUCUGACAUAAAAAUGGCAUUAGUUUACACCCUAUCUUGCUAGUUAACACCAAAAUUAACCCUAGUAACACACAAGAAAUUCCAGGAAAAAAUUGGAAAUAAAUCACUACUUUCUCUCACAGCACUACAUUCAAAAACAGCCUGUGAUAAGUCUAUUUGGUGGUUUCUGCCCUUAUGUACAUGUAGUAACGCUUUUGAAACUAAGCACAUGGCUUUUGUAGUUCACCAAAGCUGUCGGAGUGAUUUGUUUUUUGUGCAUUGUGUUGAACAAAAUAUUUCAUUUUAUUUAAUUAUUAUUUUUUAUUAAUUCAUUAGUUUUUAUUGUUUAUUCGGUGAAUUAAUAUUAAUAUUAAUAUCGCUUGCCAAAUGUUUUACAAAGUGGUAUACGAAACGUUUUUUUUUUAGUUGAUUGACAAUGAAUCGUUAUUUUAUUUGGUCGUAAGUGGGGGAAUAAGUAGAAACUUAGCAUGUUCAAUGAUCACUUUCGUAAGAUUUGAAUAUGUUUGAAAAAUAGAUAUUUUUCAUAUUAUGCAGCUUUGGUUUCAAAUGCCAAUAAAUAGGAUGGUCAAAAUGCGAUCUGUGCUGUAUAAUUGUACACAACUACGAGCGGUAGACCUAACAUUUAAGCAGUAUGGGUAUACAGCCGACUCUUAGUUGUAUAACAUGUCCCAAACAUCCCACAACACAUGGUAUAGAUAUAGCGAUAAACAAUUUUAACUCGGGUUACGGUAAAAACUAUAAAAUGAGAAAAAAAUUCUUAGUCUCAUAUGCUAUUUUCAAGAUUGAAUGCUGAAAUUCAGAAGUAUUUUCGGCCACUAAGCCGACUAUCUUUAUCUAGUACUUCCUAUACCAGAAUAUUUAUACACGAUUUACAUCGAGUUUGCUCAGUAUGAAUUUAAUUUCAUCUUAAUCCAUAUCCAAUGUCCUGCUAGCCACAUGUACAUAUGCCCCUUAUUGUGAUCUUAUAUGUACAACUUGAGCAAAAUAACUGUCCGUUUUUCACGUGAUAUACAUUACACAAUCUGUUGAGUUAC
Messenger RNA from Lingula anatina, 3778 nucleotides. RefSeq lists its product as uncharacterized. Gene Ontology annotation, biological process: lipid transport. Lineage: Eukaryota; Metazoa; Brachiopoda; Lingulata; Lingulida; Lingulidae. Gene Ontology annotation, molecular function: lipid carrier activity. The record is from RefSeq and is a predicted model, not a curated record.